Molecule: messenger RNA, 1343 nt
Organism: Rangifer tarandus platyrhynchus (Svalbard reindeer)
Lineage: Eukaryota; Metazoa; Chordata; Mammalia; Artiodactyla; Cervidae
Source: the annotation of a GenBank genome assembly
AUGGAGGGGCCGAAAACCCUGGGACCCUGUGGCCACACCCACCCCCAGUGCCCCCAGCCCCCAGCUCCAAGCAGCCAUGGGGGGUGCCUGGACCCACCCUGCCCAGUGUUCGCCGGGUGGCCCUGCAUGGUGCCUCUCAGCUCCACCCACUCAAUGGAGACUGCCAGGCCUUUCUCAGCCCUGGGGACAGGGGGUGGGGGGCCCAGGGUUGGGGGCGAGGUACCCGGGAACUUCAUCACAACUGAGGACGGCGAGCUGCAGCGACAGAGGCCGCGAGACCCGACAAGGAUGAGACAAGGACAGACGGAUGCCAGGCUGGGGUGGGGCUGGGCCCUGCACUCCAGCCGAGAGCGAGAGCAAGAGCGAGAGCAGAGGGCUUCCCGGCAGGCAGCAGGGCCCAGCUUGGGGCCCCGGCCCUGCCCAUGCCCACCCCUGAUCCCGGGCACAGGGGCCUCAGCCUCGUCCAGGGCAGAACCCCCCCAGCCCCAGGGCAUUCCCCUGGGGCCCACAGAGCAGUCUUUCCUCCAGCUGGAGCAGGAGAACCAGAGUCUGAAGAGGCAGAACCAGAAUCUGCGGGAGCAGCUGGGGGCCCUCCUGGGGCCGGGGCAGCAGUUCCUGCCCUUGUGCCCAGAGCACUCGAGCUGUACGGCCCUGGCCUGGCCCCCUGAGCAGGCCUGCGCCCGGCCCCUGGAGGACAGGGCCCCUCUGCAGCUGCUGCGGCAGGAGCUGUGUCGGGGCGAGGAGUCCUUCGUGCAGCAGUCCCAGAACGAGCUGCAGCAGAUCCGACUGUCCUUUGAGAGGAAGAAAAUGGCUAUCACCGAGGUGUGGGACGGCGUGGCUGAAGUACACAUGGCCCUGAACAACCAGGCCACUGGGCUCCUGAACCUCAAGAAGGACAUCAGGGGCGUGCUGGACCAGAUGGAGGACAUCCAGCUGGAGAUCCUGGGGGAACGGGCCCAGUGUCGCACUCAAGCCAGGAAGGACCAGAAAAUGGCAUGCAGAGGGGCUGCUGGCCCUGAGGCUGCUGCUGGGCGCCCUGCUGGCCUGCACCGCCGCCUACGUGUACGUGGUCGACCCCGCGCCCUUCGAGGGGCUGGUGCCGCCCCUGCUGAGCCGCGCCGCCGUCUGGAAGCUGCGGGCCCUGCUGGGCCCGUUCCUGCGCCUCGAGGUGGACGGCUUCCUGCCCUUCUAGGCCGGAGGCCCAGCGGCCCCAGCGAGGAGGAAGCCAGCAGGCCGGCGCGGCCCCCGGCGCCCAGCGGCCGCGCCGGCCCCCGCCCACGGCACUGCGGCGCACCGUCCCCGCCCGGAAGCUUGGAGAAGGGAGGGGGCGGGGGCUGUCCUGA